Aspergillus bombycis is the source of this 840-nucleotide messenger RNA. RefSeq names its product putative short-chain dehydrogenase/reductase family protein. The record is from RefSeq and is a predicted model, not a curated record. Bases 1 to 840 code for a protein of 279 amino acids. The transcript is spliced from 4 exons. Gene Ontology annotation, molecular function: oxidoreductase activity. NCBI's taxonomy places the organism in Eukaryota, Fungi, Ascomycota, Eurotiomycetes, Eurotiales, Aspergillaceae.
AUGGCUACUUCAGUGGGCCGUCUUCAAGGCAAGAAUGCUAUAAUUACUGGCGCUGCAGGAGGAAUCGGUCUCGAGACUAGUAUCCUCUUCGCCCGCGAAGGUGCCAACGUCCUCAUGGCGGACAUCUCUGCCUCUGCCCUCGAGAAAGCUCUCACCAAAGUGAAGGAGGUUGUUCCCAAUGCCGCACGAGUCGAAACCUUCAAGUGUGAUGUUUCCAAGGAGUCCGAGGUACAAGCGAUGGUAGAGUCUCAAGACAGCUGGGGCGGAACCGACGUGAUCUUCAAUAACGCGGGUAUUAUGCACGCCGACGAUGCUGAUGCCGUGGACACGCCAGAGAAGAUUUGGGAUUUGACACAGAACAUCAACAUGAAGGGGGUAUGGUUUGGAUGCAAGCAUGCCGUACUCAGUCUCCGUCGUCACAAGAAGACUAAGGGUAGCAUUAUCAACACUGCUAGUGUAGUUGCCUUAGUGGGCAGUGCCACUCCUCAGCUGGCGUACACUGCCAGCAAGGGCGCGGUGCUGGCCCUGACCCGUGAACUGGCCAUUGUGCAUGCUCGGGAGGGCUUCCGCUUCAAUGCACUGUGCCCCGCCCCGCUAAAUACCCCGCUCCUGCAAGACUGGCUGGGCGAUGAUAAGCCUAAGCGGUUCCGUCGUGAGGUGCACUUCCCGACCGGACGAUUCGGUGAGGCCAUUGAACAGGCGCAUGCAGUUGUUUUCCUUGCCAGCGACGAAAGCAGCUUCGUCAACGGUCACGAUUUUGUUGUUGACGGUGGAAUGUCCAAGGCAUACGUCACCCCCGAGGGCCCAGCUACCCCUGCUCCUAAGAACUUGGCCCACUAG